UUGCCAACUGAGCCUGUCCUACAGAGAGUAAAAUCUCUGCUACUCCUCACUGUGAACCCUCACGGAUUACUCUCUCCCUGGUCUGGGUUUUCUGUGCCGAAGUAGCUGCUGUUUGAUAGGAGUUUUCUACACCAGACUCUGUGCUACACUGUAGCUGAGGAUAUUAAUUUGGGGUUUACGCGCGAAACCGAGAAAAUGACUCAUUUUAAUAAGGGGCCAGCCUAUGGAUUAUCUGCAGAAGUGAGAAGCAAAAUUGCUCAGAAAUAUGAUCCACAAAAGGAGGAGGAGCUCCGCUUCUGGAUCGAGGAAGUAACAGGAAUGUCUAUUGGAGAGAACUUCCAGAAAGGGUUGAAGGAUGGAGUCAUUCUCUGCGAACUGAUUAAUAAGCUGCAACCUGAUUCAGUAAAGAAGAUCAACCUUUCACAGUUGAACUGGCACAAGCUGGAAAACCUUGGGAAUUUCAUCAAAGCUAUCCUGGCCUAUGGUCUAAAGCCCAAUGACAUCUUUGAGGCCAAUGACCUAUUUGAAAAUGGGAACAUGACUCAAGUCCAGACCACACUGCUCGCACUGGCCAGCAUGGCAAAGACCAAAGGUAUGGACACAAAGAUUGAUAUUGGGGUGAAGUAUGCAGAUAAACAAGCUCGACAUUUUGACGAUGAGAAGAUCAAGGCCGGUCAGUGUGUCAUUGGACUGCAGAUGGGAACUAACAAGUGUGCAAGUCAGGCUGGAAUGACUGCUUAUGGAACCAGAAGACAUCUGUAUGAUCCAAAGACUCAAACUGACAAACCCUACGACCAGACCACCAUCAGCCUGCAGAUGGGAACCAACAAAGGAGCUAGCCAGGCGGGCAUGCCAGCCCCUGGUACCCGAAGAGACAUCUUUGACCAGAAGGUGGCGCAACAGCCGCUGGACAAUUCCACCAUCUCCCUCCAGAUGGGGACCAACAAGGUGGCGUCUCAGAGAGGCAUGAGUGUGUAUGGCCUGGGCAGACAGGUCUAUGACCCCAAGUACUGCGCCCCCCCGACAGAGCCGGUCAUCCACACUAAUGGCAGCCAGGGCACCGGCACCAACGGUUCUGAGAUCAGCGACAGUGACUAUCAGGCCGAGUUCCAGGACGAUGAGUACCAUGGAGGUUACCAUGACAACUACAGCUCCCAUUACAACGACCAGGGCAUUGACUAUUAGUGGUGACCUCCACCUACAGAGCAGUAUUAACAAGUGUAUUUUAUCUACACAACAGAGCAAGUCUUUUGCUAUCCUCACUAGUCUUUUUAUUCUCUUGAAGCAUAAAAUGAAAUGUUGCCUUGAGUGCUUUCCUUCUUCACCUAGACUCUUUUGUCUGAGCAGCAAAGGUUGUAAGAAGCUGUAGUAGCAUAGAAUAAUGAGAUACAGUGAUGAACAUGUUUUUUUUAAACUAAAGAGUGUUCUUUUUAAUGCCCACUUUUUAAAAGAUGUCUUAAUGAUGGAAUAAUGAAGUAGUGAUUACUUUUUUGAUGGAUGGCGUAGCAUCAGUUGAAGCUGCUGCAUUCCAAUGUUUUUAUUCAUGGACUGAAACUUUGCUGAUCCACAUGAAAGGAAUUCCCAUGUGUAGUCCUCAACAAUUGGCUGAUGUAUGUGCCUUCUGCCCCCUUGUUGUUCUGUCUGUAGCCAGCCUCAGUUUGUGAUACUGGUGUUCCUUUUUUUUUUUAAACCACAUUUAAUCACUAGGUAGUGUUUUCUUUUUUUAUUUUCUGAUAAUGGUGAACAUGUAAAUCCUGAUGGCUGUCAGAUAAGUGCAGAUGACCAAACCCAAACUGACUCUAUUUUACAGCUAGACUUCCACAUGCCAUCACAUGACCUAUAUUUUCAUAAAAUUCCCCUUGUAUUCCCAAACUGUAUUUAUUGUGAUGACUCUCAUUGCAAAACAGUCCACUGUUAUAUGGUUCAUAAAGAAAAUCAUAUGUUAUAAAUAAAACCUUAAAUUCUUCAAUUCUGA
Molecule: messenger RNA, 1975 nt
Organism: Lates calcarifer (barramundi perch)
Lineage: Eukaryota; Metazoa; Chordata; Actinopteri; Centropomidae
Gene: cnn3a
Product: calponin 3, acidic a
Biological process (GO): actomyosin structure organization
Molecular function (GO): actin binding
Source: RefSeq, a predicted model, not a curated record